UCCCAGCAACGAUAAACACUUUGCAGUGUGCUGUCAGGUUUGAAUACAGAGUCCUUUGCGAAUAGGCUGAUAAGAAAAAAGACAAAAUGGCAGGAAGGAGAAAGGCAGAGAUUCAACUGCAGAUGCAGAUAGAGUCACAAGAAGAAUGGGAGGAAUUACUAUCUAAAGAGGGAUUGAAUGUGGUGGAUGUAUAUCAGGAAUGGUGUGGUCCAUGUUCGGGUAUGGUAGCUAAUCUCCGCCGAUUAAAAAAUGAACUUGGAGAUGACCUUUUAAGGUUUGCGACUGCCAAAGCAGACAUGAUUGAUUCAUUAGACAAGUAUAGAGGUCACUGUGAACCUUGUUUCCUGUUUUAUGCUGGAGGAUGCUUAGUAGCAGUGGUAAGGGGAGCUAACUCACCAAAGAUUCUUAGAACUAUUACAGAACAACUUAAGCAGGAACACAAAGUUUUGGAUGGUGGUUCAGAGAGAAAAGAGAUAAAGGAUCCAUUCAUUGCUCAAUUAGAGGCUAAAGAAAAGGAAACUGACAAAGAAGAAGAGGAAGAGGAAGAAGAAAUGAAUCGAUUAAGAUAUAAGGGAGAAAUCAUUAAUUAUGGUGACACUCUAGAACUAUCAGAAGGUGUAAAGGAAGUCACUGUAGCCUUAAUCAAACCAGAUGCUGUCGAAGCCGGAAAGGUUGACCAGAUACUUGAAGAUAUUCAAGCAGCAGGCAUUGAAAUCUUGAAACAUGAGGAGAGAAAGUUAACAGAGGAUGAAGUUAGGCAGUUUUACACUCACUUACAAGACCAGGACUUCUUUGAAGACUUAGUCAAGUUUAUGACAAGUGGUCCCAGUCAUGUGCUUGCCUUGACCAAAGGCAAGACUGGUGAAAAUAUCAUAGAUGAAUUCAGAGACUUGAUUGGACCAACUGAUGUGGAAGAGGCGAAGACACAGAAACCAGAAAGUUUGAGAGCCAAACAUGGACAGCAAACCUUCAUGAAUGCACUCCAUGGAAGUAGCUCAGCAGAAAUGGCUACAAGGGAACUUGCCUUCUUCUUCCCAGAUUUUGUGGUACCACAUGUGGAUGGUAAAGCACCUAAACUCCAGAGAACGCUUGCUUUAGUAAGACCAGAGGCCUUCAGACUACAUAAAGAGGAUAUUAUUGCUAAGAUCCGAGAAUCAGGAUUCAAAGUUGCCAUGCAGAAGGAGAUGCAAUUGACGAAAGAAAUGGCAGAAGAAUUUUACAAAGAACAUGAAGGUCAAGAAUACUUUGACCAACUAGUUACAAAUAUGUCCAGUGGUCCAGUUUUGGCCCUUGGCCUGGCCAGAGACGAUGCUGUUGAGGGAUGGAGGAAUAUGUUAGGUCCAAAGGAAGUUAACAAAGCUAAAGAAGAGGCCCCAGAGAGUUUACGAGCAAAGUUUGCUGUGGAUGAUGCAAUUAAUUCUUUGCACGGCUCAGAUUCAGAAGACACUGCCAAAAAAGAAUUAGAGUUUUUCUUCCCAAUGGAGCAGACGGUUGCUGUUAUCAAACCAGAUGCUGAAGGAACUAAAGACGAGAUUAUAGACAGAAUUCAUGAGGCUGGUUUCAGAAUUGCAGCCAGGAAAGAAACUAAAUUGUCCAAAGAGAUUGCAGAAGAAUUUUAUGCUGAUCAUAAAGAUAAGGAUUAUUAUAAUGAUCUAAUAGAACACAUGACAAGUGGUCCAACAUAUUUGAUGGUGCUGUCUAGAGAAGGUGCAGUUGAUGGUUGGAGGUCUAUGAUUGGACCCACUGAUCCAACACAGGCUAAAGAAGUUUCCCCUGACAGUAUACGAGCUACAUAUGGUGAAAGUAUAUUAAAGAAUGCUGUCCACGGAAGCUCCGAUCCAGAACAUGCAAAGAAAACCAUCAAAACAAUUUUCGGUGAUUUGAAAUUCACUCCAGAUGGUGCAGCGCUAGAAACAAUCGAUGAAGAAGCAGAAAAAGAUGAAGAAGGUUUUGCAGCAGAAGUUCCUACUCCUGGAAAAGCAGAUAAGCCAGUAUCAGAUUCAACGAAGGAUGCAGAGGAAUCAUCACCGGAAGUUAAACAGCAACAGUUAGAUGAACAAAGAGCUAAGGAAGAAGAAACUAGACAAGAAACCCAAAAAGAAGAAACCAAAGAAGAAGAAAAAACAGAUGAGCAGCCUUCUACAGAAGAAAAAACAGAUGAACAGCCUUCUACAGAACAAAAAACAGAUGAACAACCUUCUACAGAACAAAAAACAGAUGAACAACCUUCUACAGAACAAAAAACAGAUGAGCCUUCUACAGAAGAAUCCAAACAAGAACAAUCUAAAGAAGAACAACAAGAAGGUAAACAAAAAGAAAUAUUAUCUGAUUCUGAAAAUCAGAAAGAAAGGGAACAGUCUGCAAAAUCUCAGAAAGCCCAGGAACAGUCUGCCAAAAAUGGAGAGCAGACGGAAAAAUCAAUGACAAAACGUGAGCAGUCUGCAGAGUCUAGUAAAGAGAGGGAAAAGUCCGCAAAAUCUCAAAAAGAACGAGAAAAAUCAGCAAAAUCUCAAAAAGGAGGGGAACAAUCAAAAUCUCUUGAACAAGAGAAAUCUGAUUUAAAUAAACAGAAAGAAACUAAGCAAUCUGGUGAAAUAAUUAAAGAAGAAAAACAAGAGGAAGCUCCAAAGGAAGAAAAAACAGAAGAAGAAACUAAAGCCCCUUCACCAAAGCCAUCUGAAACAGAGGCUAAGCCCUCUGAAAGUGAGGCUCAGCCUCAGUCUGAAACUGAGGCUAAGCCUGAGGAACAGCAGCAAGAAGAAAGUAAAACGGAAGAAAAACCAAGUGAAGAAACAGAACAAAAAACGGAAGAAAGCACUGCACAGGGUGAAGAGAAAAAAGAAGAAACACAGUCAGAGGAAAAAGCACCUGACACACAAACCACUGAGGAAUCAAAAGAAGAGGAGAAAAAGGAAGAAGCAAAGCCUGAAGGUGGAGAUUAAUGGAAACAUCAACAGAUUUUGUUACCCAAGAGAUCUUAACAGGACUGUCUGUGAUAAUAACUGCCUUGUCCCUGUGCCUAUGAUAUAUUAAUGGACUUGAUGGAAAACAUCGAUAGUUUUUGUUGUUGUUUCAAUACAAACUUUGUGAUGGUGUUAUCUACACAGACAUUCCACACGUAUUGGCAUUAAUUGCAAAAUCGUUUGAUGUUUUUGGAUUUGUUAUUUUAAAAUAAUCAUAUUCUUGACUUUUUAACUUAUUAGCAGAUACAAAGUUUAAAUAUUUGAACUGUACUUUCAUUUCUUUGAGUAAAAAUGGUAUAAAUAUUUGGUUUCAUUAUGAAGUACCUACCUGGAUAUUUAAGAUAUAUGACAGACAUGUUUGUUAAAUUCUAAACUAGAUAUGGCACUUUACUGCUCUUUUUUAAGCAACAUAUUGGAAAUUAACUAUAUUAUUUUUAACUUGGUCCAGGAAGCUUGAAAACCAUCUUCUUAAUGGGAAAAGAGGAUUUCCUUUUUCUUUAAUUUUUAGGUACAGAAAACAAUCAUUUUAUUUCUAUAACUUUUGAAAUUAAGAAAAAGCAAGUUGAAACACAAUGGAAUUGAAAUUCAAGUUUCCAAUCAAAUAUUUUGACUAUUUCUCUGAAUAAAAUCCCAAAACAAUAUUUUGAAUAAAAAUUCUGCAGUUUGGCUUUUAAUUUUUUUUAUCUUAUUUCAGCUCAAAUGUGCUUUAAAAACCAAUUUAGUUUGAAAAUGUAUGAGAAUGAUACAUCACCUAUAGUAUGCUGUCAGGAUGUGCUUACCGAUAAUUUAAAAAAUAUUUAUUUCGUUCCUUUCCCAUAUAAUAAAGGUGUUUACUGCUGUUUUAAAACUGUUGGGAAUUACAGAAUUAUUUAUUUUAUUAUUGAAUGUUGAUAUACUUUUGUUGAUUUUAUUAACUUUACAUAUUUAAUUGUGAUAUUUUAUGAGAAAUAAAUGCAUUUUUGGCAACUUUU
Molecule: messenger RNA, 3934 nt
Organism: Mytilus californianus (California mussel)
Lineage: Eukaryota; Metazoa; Mollusca; Bivalvia; Mytilida; Mytilidae
Product: thioredoxin domain-containing protein 6-like
Exons: 38
Coding region: 87-2942 (951 amino acids)
Biological process (GO): UTP biosynthetic process; GTP biosynthetic process; CTP biosynthetic process
Molecular function (GO): nucleoside diphosphate kinase activity
Source: RefSeq, a predicted model, not a curated record